AUGAGCGUCACCAUUGACGCGCUCUACGUCUUUGAUGAUCACAACAACUGCGUCCUCGAACACCUUUACUCGGGUCGCCCACCGUCUGCGCAGACUCUCAUCUCCAGCUUGACUGCACGAACCGGUCCUCGACCAUCCAUCCUCCAACUCUCAGAUCUCGCUCCCCCAACCACUGCAUACUCGAUCUCUCCGUCAAACUUUCAGCUGAUUGCGGUAUCUGGCAAAGAUGCCCAGUCGCUGGCCAUCCUCGAUUUCCUCCAACGCGUCCUCGAUGUAUUCGAGGAUUUCCUUGGGAGCCCCCUGUUGACCACAAAGAUCGAAGACAACUAUGAAAUUGUGGCUCAGUUACUGGGUGAAAUGUGUGAUGGUGGCAUAAUAUGCAACACCGAACCCAAUGCGCUGCGAGAAUCGGUAGAAGUUUCUUCAGUGCUGGGAAAGUUGUUCACACACGUAGGACUGCCUGGGGCUUCACCUGCUCUUGGGCCGUCAAGCAACUUUUCUUCCAGUCUGCGUGGGACGGCCUCGCCGCCUGUAGGCCCAGCAAUUCCGUGGCGGAAGCCCAAUGUCCGGCAUACCUCUAACGAGCUAUAUGUCGAUAUCAUUGAGAAUCUGUCCGUCAUAUUCGCUCCCUCAGGUCGCCCCAUAUCCGCGCGUUCACACGGUUCGAUUGCAUUCACAGCCAAAAUAUCGGGGGUCCCAGAUCUACUGUUGGUAUUGACCGCGCCUGGAGGCACCAGUAGUGCCAAAACCUCAGGGAUCACUCGUACGAUGCAACUACCUGUCUUCCAUCCCUGCGUGCGGUUAGCGAGAUGGAAAGAACACCCGGGAGAGCUGUCAUUCGUGCCGCCAGACGGCCGUUUCAUGCUUGCAGGUUACGAGACCGAUUUGAUGCCCACUCCCCUCGACACGGAUCAGCCUCCCAGCAAAAGUGACAAGAUAUUCUUACCAGCCACCGUAGACCUCCGGGGCGGACUAGGUAGUUCAGGUUCCGAAUUCGAAGCCAAAUUGACCUUGAACAACAACUUUCCUGGUGUUUCUUCGGUCACCAAACCGAACGCCUCGCGGACAAGCUCGGGCCCGAUCUCGUCUCUGUCCUUUGGCGGUGCCAGCAGUGGUAGUUCCACUGCCCCCACACUAGAAGCCGUGAUGGUCACAAUACCGUUUCCUUCCGACGUGCGGAGCGUCACCGAACUCAAGGCCUCAAGGGGGGAAGCCACGUUCAACGCGUUCGACAGGGUUGUCGAGUGGAAAGUUCCUACCAAGGAUGGAGCAUCGAUCAACGGAACGGCGACCUUGACCGGAACAGUGGCCGGUGCUUUCAAUGCGCAGAGUGACAUGGACGAAGAGACACAAGCUGCCGAGAUCGGCAAACAGAACACCAUGGCAGGAUACUACCAGGAAGAUGUCGUCGCUAAUCAGGGCACGGCCUCCGACCCGUCAGGAAAUGGCAACUCCAAGAGGACACAAGCCACCAAGGCACUGAUGCCACGAUCGAUCUCGGUCUCGUUCAGUGUCAAAGGAUGGCUCUCUAGUGGGAUCAAGGUCGACAGCUUGGUGGUCGACGUGAAGAAAUCUAAAGGACUGGGCGACGGCGUCCGACCAUAUAAAGGCGUCAAGUACCUGACCGUGAGUCGACAAGGUGUUGAGAGAAGGGUGGAAUGA
This is a messenger RNA of Fonsecaea erecta, 1662 nucleotides long. RefSeq lists its product as hypothetical. Lineage: Eukaryota; Fungi; Ascomycota; Eurotiomycetes; Chaetothyriales; Herpotrichiellaceae. The coding region runs from base 1 to 1662 and encodes 553 amino acids. Gene Ontology annotation, biological process: intracellular protein transport; endocytosis. The record is from RefSeq and is a predicted model, not a curated record. Gene Ontology annotation, cellular component: cytoplasmic vesicle; clathrin adaptor complex. The transcript is spliced from 3 exons.